AAACCCGAGCGAGGGAAAGCCGGAGGUCUGUGAUAUGUACCUGUGGAUAUGCAGGGAACUGUCACACCUGUCUGAGGAUUAUAGAGUAGUAUAAUAACAAGUUACAUCUUUAAAGAAUGAACAGGAAGAAAGGAGACAAAGGGUUUGAAAGUCCACGUCCAUACAAACUAACCCACCAGGUAGUCUGCAUAAACAACAUAAAUUUUCAAAGAAGAUCUGUAAUCGGCUAUGUGGAGCUGACAGUAUUUCCCACUGUUGCAAACCUUAACAGGAUCAAGCUGAACAGUAAGCAGUGCCGCAUUUAUAGAGUGAGAGUGAAUGACCUCGAAGCAGCUUUCAUAUACAAUGACCCAACUUUGGAGAUUUGCCACAGUGAAGGAAAACAGCGAAAUCUUGCUCACUUCUCCAGCACCUACUCUGCUGCUGUCAGUGCUGUUGAUCCAGAUCUUGGAAAUGGAGAGCUGUGUAUAAAACUUCCAUUAGAGCUCUGGAAGCACGUGGAUGAAUUAAAAGUCCUAAAAAUACACAUUGAAUUUUCCUUGGAUCAGCCAAAGGGUGGUCUUCAUUUUGUGGUUCCAAAUGUGGAAGGCACAAUGGCAGAAAGAGGUGCUCAUGCCUUUACGUGGGGAUACCAGAAUUCUACAAGAUUCUGGUUUCCUUGUGUUGACUCAUUUUCUGAAUUAUGUACAUGGAAGCUGGAAUUCACAGUAGAUGCAGCUAUGGUAGCCAUUUCCAAUGGUGAUCUAAUAGAAAAUAUUUAUACACACGACAUGAGGAAGAAGACUUUCCAUUACAUGCUAACCAUACCAACUGCAGCUCCUAAUAUCUCUUUGGCCGUGGGACCUUUUGAAAUUUUGGUGGACCCAUACAUGCAUGAGGUCACUCAUUUUUGUUUACCUCAGCUACUUCCACUCUUAAAGCACACAACUUCUUACCUGCAUGAAAUCUUUGAAUUUUAUGAAGAAAUCCUUACAUGCCGAUACCCAUAUUCCUGUUUCAAGACAGUUUUUGUGGAUGAAGCUUAUGUUGAAGUAGCGUCUUACGCCUCCAUGAGCAUUUUUAGCACAAACCUUCUACACAGUGCUACAGUUAUAGAUCAGACCCCCCUCAGCAGGCGGUGCUUAGCUCAAGGUCUAGCCCAGCAGUUUUUUGGCUGUUUCAUAUCUAGAAUGUCAUGGUCAGAUGAGUGGGUCCUGAAAGGGAUAUCUGGUUACAUAUAUGGUCUUUGGAUGAAGAAGACAUUUGGUGUAAAUGAAUACAGACAUUGGAUAAAAGAGGAAUCAGAUAAGCUAGAAGAAUACGAGUUAACAACAGGAGGCGUUUUGUUACAUCCAACAUUCCCAACAGGCAAAGAAAAAGAAAGUCCAGCACUUCCUCUGCAUUUUUCAAUAAAGCAUCCUCACACAUUGUCAUGGGAGUAUUACAAGAUGUUCCAGUGUAAGGCUCAUCUCGUAAUGAGACUGAUUGAGAACCGUAUCAGUAUGGAGUUCAUGUUACAGGUGUUCAACAAAUUGUUGAGUUUGGCAAGCACUGCCUCUUCUCAGAAGUUCCAGUCUCAUAUGUGGAGUCAGAUGUUGGUUUCUACAUCAGGAUUUUUGAAAUCCAUCUCCAAUGUCUCUGGUAAAGACAUUCAGCCUUUAAUAAAACAGUGGGUAGAUCAAAGUGGAGUUGUGAAGUUUUAUGGUAGUUUUGCAUUCAACAGAAAAAGAAAUGUCUUGGAACUGGAAAUAAAACAAGAAUACUCCUCGCAGGGAACACAGAAGUAUGUGGGUCCUCUUAAAGUGACUGUUCAAGAGCUGGAUGGAUCAUUCAACCACACACUGCAAAUUGAAGAGAACAGUCUUAAACAUGACAUACCUUGCCAUUCCAAAAGCAGAAGAAACAAAAAAAAGAAAAUCCCUCUGAUGAAUGGAGAGGAGGUAGACAUGGAUCUGUCUGCCAUGGAUGCGGAUUCCCCAUUACUUUGGAUAAGGAUAGAUCCUGAUAUGUCUGUAUUGCGGAAAGUGGAGUUUGAACAAGCAGAUUUCAUGUGGCAGUAUCAGCUUCGUUAUGAGAGAGAUGUUGUUGCACAAGAAGAAGCCAUUCAUGCACUUGAGAUGUUUCCUACUCCUGCCUCUCGACUGGCUCUCACUGACAUCCUGGAACAAGAGCAGUGUUUUUACAAAGUCAGAAUGCAAGCUUGCUUUUGCCUUGCUAAGAUUGCCAAUGCAAUGGUGAGUACUUGGACAGGGCCACCAGCCAUGAAAUCGCUCUUCACUCGAAUGUUCUGCUGUAAAAGCUGUCCAAAUAUUGUGAAAACAAACAAUUUCUUGAAUUUCCAAAGUUAUUUUCUUCAAAAGACCAUGCCUGUUGCUAUGGCCUUGUUAAGAGAUGUGCAUAACCUCUGCCCAAAAGAAGUCUUAAUGUUCAUUUUAGACCUUAUAAAGUAUAACGACAACAGGAAAAAUAAGUUUUCAGAUAAUUACUAUCGUGGAAAACUGAUUAAUGCCCUUGCAAACUCUGUAACACCUGCGGUGAGUGUUAAUAAUGAAGUUCGAACUUUGGAUAACUUAAACCCUGAUGUGCGGCUAAUUCUGGAGGAAAUUACACGAUUUCUGAACAUGGAAAAACUUCUUCCGAGUUACAGACACACUAUUACAAUCAGCUGUCUAAAAGCAAUUAGAGUCCUUCAAAAGAAUGGUCACAUUCCAAGUGACCCAACCCUUUUCAAGUCAUAUGCAGAUUAUGGACACUUCAUAGACGUCCGGAUAGCAGCACUGGAAGCUGUUGUUGAUUACACACAAGUGGACAGAAGUGCUGAAGAACUGCAGUGGCUUCUUCAUAUGGUUGAAAAUGAUCCUGUACAUUAUGUAAGACACAAAAUCCUGAGUAUGCUCACAAAGAACCCUCCAUUUACUAAGACUAGUGAAUCUCCACUGUGCACUGAAGCCUUGGUGGACCAGCUCUGGAAAUUGAUGAAUUCAGGCACCUGCCAUGACUGGAGAUUGAGAUGUGGUGCAGUUGACCUUUAUCAUAUCCUCUUUGGAAUGGCUAGACCCUCAUGUCUCCCUCUACCAGAACUGGGACUUGUUCUUAAUCUUAAAGAGAAGAAAGCUGUGCUCAACCCUACUAUCAUUCCAGAAUCUCUGGGCAGCCAGGAGCCUAUCAUCAAUUCUAGUAUUCAUGGACCAUUGUCAGCAUUUCAGAAUAUUGAGCAUGAUCACCUGGUCAAGGAAUUGGCAUCUAGUAUUUCAGCACAUCAUCAAGGGGUGAAGAGAAAGAAUGAGACCCCACUCGGGUCCCCACUGGAGCCUGGUCAGGUACUGGAGAAGGAUGAGGACAACAGUAAAGUCAAACUGAAAAUCAGAUUCUCAAACUCCCAAGAAGAAGAAGAAAUUGACAUGGACACUGUUCAUGAUAGCCAAGCAUUUAUCUACCAUCAUCUAAAUAUGCUUGAAAGACCAUCAACACCAGGAAAAGACCCACCAUUACAGGAACCCGUUAUACAUUCAUUGCCACUUGUGCCUUUGUCAAGCUUUGUCAAAGAAUCAAACUCUUCAAAACACAGUGAUCACCACCACCACCAUCAUCACGAGCAUAAGAAAAAGAAGAAGAAGCAUAAACAUAAGCACAAACAUAAACAUAAGCAUGACAGCAAGGAAAAAGACAGAGAUUUCUUCACUUUCACUAAUAGUCCUGCUAGUGGUCGGUCUAUUCAUUCCCCUUCACUUUCAGACUGAAUAGCAGGGAAGCAGUUAGUCAUUCUUAGAGUAAACUUGUGUUCUCUCUCUCUUGCCCUGUGCAAUAGAACAGAUGGUGAAGAAUUGAGCUUUAAUUUCUAGCACUGUGGAAUGAAUCCAAAAGUCAAAGAGCUGUUUUGAUAAAUCUGGAUUCAGUUUUACUCAGUGUAUUAAAACUCAAGCUGGAACCAUUUAAAGCGAAGAGUUGGAACCAUUUAAUAUAGACUGUGUUGCUUUGAUUCCGGGAAAGAAGCAACAUUGCUGGCUGUUUACAGAUGCAUUAAACAACCUGUUCCUUACACUUCACAGAGUCUGCUGGCUUGUUUUUAUACAUCCAGCUUUCCAUAUGCGUUUUCAUGCUGACUUAAGUUUUAUAGCAAGUGAGGAUUACUCUUUGGCUAAGUGGAUUAGAUGGAAGCUUUCGCCAGACUUGUGGUAAGGCUAUUUCACUGAAAUGACUUCUGAAGACCUCAUCCUGAUCCCAGAGAAAGCACGGUUAUUCAAUAGGAGUUUUGUUUAACCUAGCAGUUGCAAAGUUUUGUUUUGUCAGUAAAAGAUUCAAUAUUUAAAGAACAACAAAAAUGUGCACUAUUACUUCAUUUCUCAGAAAUUUGAGGUAAACAUGUUUUACAAAAACUGUAUACUUGUAAUUUAUGUAAAUAUGUGGGGUACAAAAGUCAUGUACCUACACUGCAUUAUUUCAGCUAAAAUGACAAGUUGGUGAUAACUCUAUAUAGUAUUACUUAGAGUGCCAUGUUGUCACGGCUGCUAUAGCAACACUGCUAACACUGCCGCAGCAUGAGAUUUGGAGUGAGCCUAAGUUGUGAUAUGAGUUGUUUUAGAGGUAAAGCUGAUGACCCCCCCCACAGCAGUUUUCCUUGCUAUGUGAUGCAGACCUCUGAAAUUAUUCCAAAUGUUUUUCCUUGCUAUGUGAAUGCAGACCACUAAAAUUAUUCCAACUGUAUGAGAAUGAGACACGUGACUGCAGGUGAUAGAUAAUUCUCAAAUUAUGAGUUUCUGCUUUAUUAAAUGCACACCCAAAAUGAAUAUGGCUCUUAGGUGGCCUUAAUGGGAGAGGAAAAGUCAUACCAAGUUGUGGUUCUGGAUGACUUAGAAACACUGCACCCCUCCACUUUCUUACAGUCCUUGUAUACUGCUGUUUACAGCCUGUGAGGUUCUUGGGUCUGUUUUUGUCUUCUCCAGGGAACUGAAACAGUGGGACUGAACCAUAAAGCCAAGCAACCUCUGAGGAGAUUGUGGAAAGAUACUAUUGUGGUAACCCAAAAGUCUAGGGACAAAUUGACAGUAUUUGGUAAGGAAAAAUAAAAAGUACAUUUCAGAUAGUAGAAGAAAGAACCCCUGGAUGUUGUCUGCAGUAGAACAUUACAAAUGUUGGUAACAGAAUUCCUGUUAGCAGUGGCUAAGGCAGUGUUCCCCUCAUAAAAGGAAAUGCCCUCCUGCAUCUUGUUGAGUGUAGUCUUGAGCUGCCUAACUAAAGUUUCUGUAAUGAUAGAAACUUUAUUUUUUACUAUUUUGGAAAUAUUGAAGUAUUCUGACAUAAAUGACAGUGUAGCCACUUGGUAUGAAUGCAGCUGAAGCCUAAUAUUGUCAGAAAUGCAUUUCUGUGAUGCCAUCUUUUAAAAAUAAAACAUGAAGAAUGUUUUUAUAAACAUGUUUUAAACAUAUUUGUAUUGUAGGUGAGUGUUAUUUCUGUAGUGAAGUUUCCUAUCAUUUUCUACCAUCAAUGUACAGAAUAUUUUGAUAUUUUAGUUAUUUUAUUUGUAUGUUCUGUAUUUUCAGUGAUGUUUACAUUUCAUUGUAGUAUACUGUAUGUAUCUGUUUUUCUUCUAGGUUAUUUUGCUGUAUAUUGGUGCAUUACUUGUGUUUUUAAUCCUGUAAAUGACACUGAAUUUUUAUUACUGCUUUAAUCAUUUCAGCUUGGUUAUGAAUUAAAAUGAACCAAAUGAAGUUUUAAAUAUUUUAUUAAUAAAGUUCCGCAGAA
Protopterus annectens (West African lungfish) is the source of this 5721-nucleotide messenger RNA. RefSeq names its product TATA-box binding protein associated factor 2 (gene TAF2). Lineage: Eukaryota; Metazoa; Chordata; Ceratodontiformes; Protopteridae. Bases 117 to 3719 code for a protein of 1200 amino acids. The record is from RefSeq and is a predicted model, not a curated record. The transcript is spliced from 26 exons. Gene Ontology annotation, biological process: transcription initiation at RNA polymerase II promoter. Gene Ontology annotation, molecular function: RNA polymerase II general transcription initiation factor activity; transcription cis-regulatory region binding; chromatin binding. Gene Ontology annotation, cellular component: transcription factor TFIID complex.